AGUUUCUGAGGUCCAGGCUCUGGGAUUGAGAAGUUGCCCGCAUGUAUGUGCCGUUACUUAAUAUAGUACAGCAAUUGCAGUAGUUAAAGUUUAACGGGUACGUCAUCUUUACAACGCGUAUAUUACCGACCCAGGAAUCUGGGUAUGGUUAGUAUAGAAAUCGAUGACUUAAAGACCUUGCAAUAACUCGUCUUUUCCUCUUGCCCAUUCCUCAUAGUGUGCGGAGUUUCCCGUAUAUACUUGGACGCUUUACCCCAUAGCUGCAAUUCGUUGGCAAGCUUGGGACCGUCAGAACCAUGGCCACAGCUGAAUUUGCUGCCGCUGAAAUAGGUGGCUCGCAAUGCUGUAAUCUUGGAGAUCAUAAUCAGCGUUGCCGGAUAGUCAUCAUCGGAGGGGGUUCAGCGGCAUUCGCUGCCGCUGCCGCGGCCGCACCGUUCGCAGCCUCUGUUAAGAUUGUGAACGAAGGCUUACCCAUGGGCGGCACAUGUGUGAAUGUUGGCUGCGUUCCUUCGAAAUUCCUCAUCCAAGCGGCUCAUAUAAGCAGCCCCCACAAUUCCAGUCCGCCAUAUCAUGGGUUUUCGAACGUCUCUGAGAGAGUCAGCGACUUCGCUGCGUUGACGGCACAGAAUCGUCAGCUUGUGGAAGAUCUCCGUGAGAAGAAGUAUGCCAAUGUUAUUGCCGGAUUAAAUAAUGUUGAGUAUGUCCAGGGGCUGGGAAGGAUUCUCAGGAAAGGCGAUUAUUUCUCUAUCGCUGUCGAUUGCGGCAGCACUGAGGAAACGCCUUCCCGGGAACUACUUGCGGAUCGAGUGAUCUUAGCAACAGGUGUGCGCACCAGUCUUCCGAAGCAGUUGCUCCCGGAUUUGGAGAAAGUGCCUUAUCUCACAAACGAAACCGCUUAUUUCGAGCCUAUCCUACCAGAAUCUCUCAUCGUGCUCGGUGGAGGCUAUGUUGCGGUGGAAGCGGCCCAGAUGUUCGCACGACUUGGCUCUCGGGUGACGCUUCUGCAGCGAUCGUCACACAUUCUCUCCGACACUGAUGAAGAUAUAGGGCUGGCUUUAGCUGGCUAUUUGCGAGAGGAAGGGAUAGACGUGGUUGUGGGCCUCGAGAUAUUGUCUGCAACUCUUGAUGAUGGCAAGGUUAUGGUAACGGCGAGACUGACCAACGGAAAGCCCUGGACUUUUAAAGCAUCAAAGAUCUUCGUUGCCACUGGUCGCCGUGCGAAGACGGAAAACGUGUCAGAGGUACCGCUGCGGCUGUCUGAUUCGCCGCAUGGCGGAUUUGUUGUUUCAGAUACCUUACAGACUUCCAUUUCCGGGGUUUAUGCCGCAGGGGACUGUGUUGCUGGCUCGCCGCAAUAUGUGUACACGGCAGCAGCGGAAGGCAAACUUGCAGCGCUCAAUGCUCUGGCCUCGUUUAAUGGCCAAAAGGAGUCGCCGAUCGAUUAUUCAGUCGUCCCUUGGGUUGUUUUUUCAUCUCCAGCUGUCGCUGGAGUCGGUCUCGAUGUCCAUGAAGCCCGAGCCAAAGGCAUCGACGCCGAAACUUCCAUUGUCCCCCUCUCCCUCCUUCCUCGGGCCAUCGUGCAACAGGAAACACGUGGGUUUGUGACCUUGAUUCGGAAUAAGCAGGACGACACCAUUAUUGGAGCGCGUAUCUUGGCAGAAGAAGGCGGAGAGCUCGCUAUGGAAGCGUCCCUUUGUGUUCAACAUAAGAUCAAGGCCCAGGAACUGGCGGGGAUGUUCCAUCCGUAUUUGACGUGGAAUGAAGCCUGGAAAUUAGCAGCUUUGGGAUUUUCAAAGGACGUCAACCAGCUUAGCUGUUGUGCA
Molecule: messenger RNA, 1823 nt
Organism: Paecilomyces variotii
Lineage: Eukaryota; Fungi; Ascomycota; Eurotiomycetes; Eurotiales; Thermoascaceae
Product: mercuric reductase MerA
Exons: 3
Molecular function (GO): flavin adenine dinucleotide binding; oxidoreductase activity, acting on a sulfur group of donors, NAD(P) as acceptor
Source: RefSeq, a predicted model, not a curated record